GGGAGGGAUAACUUUCAGGAAGUGAAGCAGACUUGUUUCUGUUUCGACCUCACUGGGAAGCAGUUUGUGGUAGAAACCUUGGAAGAAGACGUAUGUAGUUUAAACAGCUUAUCGUUGUGUUCAUAACAAGAAUCCCAAGUGACAGCGUACGGCCUCUCUUCCUUUCGGCGGUCGUUGAAAAUUUCAGCUCUUUUCAUGGCACCGCCAAGAAAAAGUGUGUUACCCAAACCGCUCCCAGACAGCUUCAUACUGACAGACACUGAGAAGAAGAAAUGGAGGCUAGGCAAAAUCAUCGGACAAGGUGGUUUUGGACUGAUCUAUCUUGCCUCCCAGGACAUAGAGAGACCUGUUGCAGCAGACACUAACUUUGUCAUCAAAGUGGAGUACCAGGACAACGGCCCCCUGUUCUCGGAACUCAAGUUCUACCAGAGGGCAGCCAAACCAGAGAGCAUGCAACAAUGGAAGAGAAGCAAGAAGCUGGAUUUCCUGGGCAUCCCGACGUACUGGGGCUCAGGAAUUGCUGAAUAUAAUAACCUCAGGUAUCGUUUCAUGGCCAUGGACCGACUGGGCAGUGACCUUCAGAAAGUUUGUGAAUGCAACAACGGCCGACUGAAGAAGACUACUGUUCUCCAGCUCGGAAAGAGACUGGUGGAUAUACUGGAGUAUAUACAUAAGAAUGAGUAUGUCCAUGCAGACAUUAAAGCUGCCAACCUCAUGCUGGGUUACAGAGACCCUGAACAGGUCUACCUUGCAGACUAUGGGCUGUCCUACAGAUACUGCCCUGAUGGAGUCCACAAAGAAUACAAGGAAAACCCCAAGAAGGGCCAUAAUGGAACCAUUGAAUACACCAGCAUUGAUGCCCACAAAGGAGUCACGGCAUCUAGACGUAGUGACCUCCAGAUUUUGGGUUUCUGUCUCCUUCACUGGUUAUGUGGGUCUCUUCCUUGGGACGGUGUUCUCAAAAAUCCAACUCGGGUCCAGGAGGCCAAGGAAAGUCUGAUGGAUAAUCUGCCAGACUCAGUCCAGCAGCUGUCAGUGAGUGGAUCCAGCACAGAUGAAGUGGCCAAAUUCCUCUUUUAUGUGAAUACUCUGGACUACCACGAGGAGCCUGAUUACCGGCAUCUUAAAACCCUGUUGGGCAGUGCUGUCAGGGGAGGACUUGACUUCUCUAAACCACAAGGAGCUGCAGGGGAGUCAUCCACCAAAGAUCCUCGAACCACGGAUAAGCAGAAAGGACAAGCCAGCAGAGUCCCCAAGGCCAAACCUUCAUCUCCAGAGGAGCAUGACGACGUCCAUGAAGGGAUGAAGUCCAAAAUGGUGCCAGCUCGCUACAUCAGAGGACCGCCCCUCACUAAACCGGAGUCACAACAGAAGGAAGAAGUUCCUCCUGCUGUCAGACGGUCCCUGAGGCCAAAGCCUGCACGCACUUAUGAAGAAUAUGACAGUGAAGAGGAGGACGAAAGGCCCAAGCCCAUUGCUGCACACUAUCUCAGAGGUCCUCCAAUAAAGCCCAGAUCUCAACCCAAACAGAAACCUAACCCCAAAAGGACAAGCAGGAAAACCAAUGACGUGCCUUUGACCUCAGGGAGAAUGGACCGCCAACUCUUCCCACAAAGGAGAAAAGAUGAACGGGCAAAAUGUGAGACAGAACACAGAGAGAGACGGGAGGAAAGCGCAUUCCAGCACAGCCCAACGUACAGAUAUCCAGAGUACUGUGAUUGCCAGCUCUAUGAAUACACAGACAGGAUGGGUAAAUGGAAAGACUCUGUCCCCAAAAAUUCAAGUCCCCCACAGAGAGGAUGGCUGAUGUCCUGGUUAGUCUUCCUGAGCGUCUUCCUUUUACUGGUUGCUGUUGUUGGAGUUUGCCAGCGUACACUGAAACCCCUUUGAGGACGUAAUGGAUCUUCACGUUUUAACAGCUCCUUUCAGAGCUGCUUCCCAAAGUGGAGACGGAGCAGCCGGGAACACAAAGCCUCUCAUUAGGACUUCUGGGCUGCCAUUUUGACAGUGAUGGGCUGAAAUAGAAGGACAAGCCUCAGUUUAUUCAGACUAUUAGAUGUUCUGUAAAGGUAAACAUGCUAUGAAAGAUCACUUUAUGAUAAAAAGAUGAAGUGGGCUCUCAUUUCUGACUGCAGCUCACAUGCACAAAUAAAACCAUCUCUGAAUUUGAAUCGGUGGCGAGCUGCAUUCACAGACACGCAGUGUCACACGUUUACUCCUUUAUCAGACGAGGAGUAGCUUCAGUCAGAGUGUGUGAAUGCAGCACAUUGUUGGAAGCGCACUAGCAAAAGAGAAGGCUACAGGAUGUAUAGAGGCAUGUUAAUUAAUAAGCUGAAUAUCUAUUGAGGCCUUUCUAAAGGCAGCUGUCAGUCACACUGUGAGACACACACGUACCUUGCUGCAGUAAGGACACUCUCCAAAAACAAUGUUGAAGCUCUGCCUGCUGGAGUGCAGCGCUCGCAGCCACUGAAGGCAGAAGAGAAAAAGAUCAAAUCAUUACCUUGAAUCUGAUGUGUGGCUCAUAAUAACACCACUUUCAGUAUACACUUUGUAAAGCUAUAUUUAAGAUUAUUCACCAACUCGAAGCAUCGGAAGGCUUUUAAACCAGAACUUUCUAAAAACGUCCUGCGACGACUUCUAAGCUUCAGAGAUCUGCCCGUGCAGAGUGUCGCUGAAUACACUAAAGCCGUCUGUCCUUAUUUCCUGUGUGUUGUGAGGCUGCACUGGUCUAAUCCUACCUUUGAUCACACCUGACUCACUCACCUGAGCACCCACCUGUUAGAACACUAAAACACUGAUGGCCAAACCAAACAAA
Messenger RNA from Archocentrus centrarchus (flier cichlid), 2815 nucleotides. RefSeq names its product VRK serine/threonine kinase 2 (gene vrk2). Gene Ontology annotation, molecular function: ATP binding; protein kinase activity. The record is from RefSeq and is a predicted model, not a curated record. Lineage: Eukaryota; Metazoa; Chordata; Actinopteri; Cichliformes; Cichlidae. Bases 196 to 1890 code for a protein of 564 amino acids. Gene Ontology annotation, biological process: protein phosphorylation. The transcript is spliced from 14 exons.